Molecule: messenger RNA, 851 nt
Organism: Zalophus californianus (California sea lion)
Lineage: Eukaryota; Metazoa; Chordata; Mammalia; Carnivora; Otariidae
Exons: 1
Coding region: 381-821 (146 amino acids)
Source: RefSeq, a predicted model, not a curated record
AAAAGGCUUACUAACCUUUUAUUUAUUUUGCAAUUAAACUUUUACAAAGACAUCCCCCACUCUUCCCCAAGGGUGGAGCAGGAUCGGCUCCCUGGAGUUGGCAGCGCUUCUACUACGAGACCCCGACUCCCUGAAGUUGCAGAAAGACCCGCAAAGGUCCGCUGGCUCCACUUUCUCCGCACCCCCGCUGAGCGUCCCCGCACCUUUGGCACGGGGACCCGAACCGCGCAGUCCCGCACACGCCUCCAGCUUGGUGAUCCAGCCUCUUAGACCGGAGCGGGGACGGGAUCCGCGCGCGCGGACAGUCUGAGCAAGGCAGCUUUUACUGCCCAGCACUGAGCCUCCCGCGAGCAAGCCGAGGCAGCGCACUUUCGCAGAGGAUGCCCUGGCUCUGGGCCCGGAGUUGCGGAAGGGGGAAGGAGGAGCUAGGGCUGGGGGCGGGGCUUUCACACGCGCACCCUCGCUCGGCUCGGUCCCCUAGCCACAGCCCGCCGGUCUCCGGCCGCCGCUCGGGAGUUUAUUUGUUUACAAGCGGAUUACGUCAGCUCCUCCCUCUCUUCCCGGUCUCUGCAUCCUCCCCCUGCUCCUUUUUCCCGCCCCCCUCCGGCUCCGAAUCUGCGGCGUCACAAUGGUGCGAUCUACGGAUUGGCUGUAGUCGGCCGUCAUACUCCAGCUACGCCACUUCCUUUCCGCGGCGCUAUAAAAGCUACUGCACGGCGCCCGUGUCUCUUCGCCCCUCCGAGCUGGAAAUGCAACUGUUGGGAGCUUCGGAGGCUGGGGAGCUGGGCGCGGAGGCGGCUGGGGAAGUCCGAGCGAUGUGACCAGGCCGCCGUCGCUCGUCUCUUCCUCUC